GUAAAGCAAGCUAUUAAAGUGAGAGUGAGAAUAAACAAAUUGGAGGAAAAAGAGAGAAAAAUGGUGACUGAAGGAGGUGUAACAGCAAUAAUGAUCGUAACUCAGUUUGUGGAAGUGGGUGGUGAUACUCUAAUGAAAUCAGCCACAAAAGAUGGAAUGAGUAUUUUUAUUUUCAUUUUUUAUUCAAACAUUUUGGCCCUAUGUUUCCUUCUACCAUCCACUCUCUUCCACCAUAGGAAAAGAUCUCCUCCUCCAAUUUCAACGUCAAUUUUCUGCAGAAUGCUUCUUCUUAGUUGUCUCUUUACUGCAGUGCAGAUUUUAAUGAAUACUGGAAUUGGAUAUAGCUCUCCCACAUUGGCAUCUGCUAUGGUUGACCUUGUCCCUGCUUUCACGUUCAUACUUGCUGUAAUUUCAAGGAUGGAAGUUCUAAAUAUGAAAAAGCAUAGCAGCCAGGCAAAGAUUAUUGGUACAUUGGUCUCCAUUGUGGGGGCAUUAACCGUGACAUUAUAUAAAGGGAUGCCAUUGAUUAAUGGUGCCUUUCAAAAUAUAGAAAUGGGAGCAACUGAAAUUUACCUAUUAGGGAAAUCAGACUGGAUAAUUGGUGCUUUUCUUCUUGCAACUGCUAGCUUUCUCCUUUCAGUUUUAUUUAUUACCGAGACUUGGACUAUCAAGGCUUAUCCUGAAGAACUACUAGUAACAUCUAUUUGUAUUAGCUUGGUGGUAAUACAAUCAGGCAUUGUAGCUCUUAUUGUUGAGGGAAAUUCAAAUGCUUGGAUACUUAAACCUAACAAGGAGUUGGUAGCAGUGUGUUUUUCAGCAAUAUUUGUGGUAUCAUUGAGGAGUGUUGUAAACAAAUGGGCAUUUCGUAAAAAAGGACCAAUAUAUGUAGCUAUGUUCAACCCUUUAAGAGUGGUCAUUGCACUUGGCAUGGGGAUAUUAUUUUUGGGAAACAAUCUUUAUCUUGGAAGCAUGAUUGGAGCUUCUAUCAUAGUCAUUGGAUUUUAUGCUGUGAUGUGGGCACAAGCUCAAGAGGAGCACACAACAAGUGAAAAUGAUUUUCUCCCAUCUUCUUCAACACCUUUGUUGUCAACCAAAAACAUUGACCACUAGGACACUCUGCUUUUGUACUAUUGUAGGGUCUAUUGAUUGCAUAAUCUUUUUUUAGCCUCGUGAAAAUAUGUAAUCCUAACUGGAGUUCCCGUGGAAAUGGCUAUUGCUCAUAGUAUUUGGUGCAUGCGGUUAACACAACUACUAA
Molecule: messenger RNA, 1255 nt
Organism: Medicago truncatula (barrel medic)
Lineage: Eukaryota; Viridiplantae; Streptophyta; Magnoliopsida; Fabales; Fabaceae
Product: WAT1-related protein At4g15540
Exons: 6
Coding region: 61-1110 (349 amino acids)
Cellular component (GO): membrane
Molecular function (GO): transmembrane transporter activity
Source: RefSeq, a predicted model, not a curated record